Messenger RNA from Stegastes partitus (bicolor damselfish), 1201 nucleotides. Its product is annotated as 5-hydroxytryptamine receptor 3A-like. The transcript has 9 exons. NCBI's taxonomy places the organism in Eukaryota, Metazoa, Chordata, Actinopteri, Pomacentridae. The record is from RefSeq and is a predicted model, not a curated record. The coding region runs from base 2 to 1201 and encodes 399 amino acids. Gene Ontology annotation, biological process: monoatomic ion transmembrane transport. Gene Ontology annotation, molecular function: extracellular ligand-gated monoatomic ion channel activity; transmembrane signaling receptor activity. Gene Ontology annotation, cellular component: membrane.
GAUGCUCACAGCCAUGAUGCUCGCAGGCUUCUUCUUCCUGCUCUUCCUCUCAGCAGACGGGAUGCACUCUGAGCAGAACUGCAGUUAUCAGGAUGUUUUAAACCACUUAAAAAUGACCAAAACCAACGAGCUGUACUCCAUGACCCGACCCGUUAAAAACCACAAACGCUCCACGCGGGUGGCGCUGGAGGUUCUGCUCUUUGCCAUCCUCGAUGUGGUUGAGAAAGACCAGAAAUUCAUUCCUUACGUUUGGACCGUCAUGAGGUGGCACAACGAGUACAUUUCCUGGGACCCAAAUCAGUUCUGUGGAAUCGAUAAUGUUUCUCUUCCGGCUGAGACUCUGUGGAAACCAGAUCUCACUAUUGAGGAAAUGAUCGAGAAGGACAAAGCUCCUGCCACUCUUUACAUCACCAUGAACGAUAAAGGUUUUGUUGAGUACCACAAUGACCUGGUGCUGGUCAGCACCUGCAGGAUGCGCGUUUACAAAUUCCCCUUCGACAUUCAGAAGUGCAACCUCUCCUUCAAAUCCUUCACAUUCACCAUCAAGGACAUUCGACUCCAGGCCAGUGACAACUCUUCAGAGGCCACAGAGUGGUCUCGUGACCUGAUGAGGACUCAGUACGAGUGGCUCUUCAUCAAUCUGACUGUCACCGCCAUCAACGGCACUGAAUUAGUCGACCAAGACAUCAUCGUUUACACCAUCACCAUGAAGAGGAGGUCGGCCCUCUACAUCGUCAACUUCUUGGUGCCCGUCCUCUUCUUCUUGUGUCUGGACUUGAGCUCCUUCAUGAUUUCAGACGCCGGCAACGAGAAGCUCAGCUUCAAAGUCACUGUGCUGCUCGCCCUCACAGUGCUACAACUUAUCCUUAAUGAAAUCCUGCCUGCCUCAUCAAACAUGAUCCCACUUAUAGUGAUCUACUGCAUUGGGAUCUUUGCUCUGAUGCUGCUCAGCCUGGUGGAGACCAUUUUUGUGAUGUAUCUGAUGGAGAAAGACGCUGCAUCCCAAGACAAGGAGACAGACCAAGACGGCAGCCUGAGAGAGGACUGUAUCAAACACUGCAAAGCCAACUUCAACAGCUGCCAUGAAGAUGUGCAGAAAUGGACUCAGGCUACAUUUAUCUACAACGUGUCUGGCGGUGAAACCCCACCUGAGCAGGUACCUGCAGCCAAACAGGUUAGAAUGAAGCUGCAUUUUAACUGA